Molecule: messenger RNA, 972 nt
Organism: Aptenodytes forsteri (emperor penguin)
Lineage: Eukaryota; Metazoa; Chordata; Aves; Sphenisciformes; Spheniscidae
Gene: APOBEC4
Product: apolipoprotein B mRNA editing enzyme catalytic polypeptide like 4
Exons: 1
Coding region: 1-972 (323 amino acids)
Source: RefSeq, a predicted model, not a curated record
AUGAAUCCAGAAGAGAAGACAAUUUUCCAAGAAUAUUUGACAAAUCAGGGGACUGUGGUAAAGCCCUAUUGCUGGCAGAGACAGAACCACAUCUGUGCUAAGUGUCCCUACCACAUACGGACUGGUGAAGAAGCGAGAGUCCCUUACACGGAAUUUCAGAGGGUCUUUGGCUUGCCAUACAGAUCAACAGCAACUCUCCAAAACAAACACCUUCUCUUCUAUGAAUUGAGGAGUUUCUCAGGCACGGUAGUCCAAAAAGGCCAUGCUACAAACUGUACUGACCAAGACAACCAUCCAGAAUCUAUGCUGUUUGAGAUGGGCGGUUAUCUGGAUGCAGUUACAGAUGCCUAUGAAAACAUCAGACGCAUCAUCCUCUAUUCAACUUACUCUCCUUGUAACGAGGCUUACCACUGCUGCAUAAGUAAAAUAUACAACUUCUUGCUGAAAUAUCCAGAAAUCACGCUCUGCAUCUAUUUCUCUCAGCUUUAUCACACUGAGGAUGGUUCCCCCACUGCCGCGUGGAACCGCGAAGCUUUGCGGAGCCUCUCCAGCCUGUGGCCUCGGGUGACUCUGCAGAGACUGCCUGCGGGGGCACAGCGUUACCUCCUCUGCAAUUUUGUGUAUGGCAUCCCAGGGUCAACCCUUUAUCACCCAACUUCACUGUCAAGAACCUUAGCAGGUCGACAAAAUCCACAUCAGGUUAACAACUUAACAGGAAUGAAACCGUAUUUUAGGAAGGUCUUUCCACAAGCAAUGCAGGGAAAACCUGCUGCGCAGCAGAACUUAAAGGCUUUUUCUUUUCCUAGCCCGGCCUCCCAACAGCCUUUACAAGCGAUGAAAGGCAGUCUGCUACCUCCGAUGUCUCAAAGCCACUUGGUGCUUUUCCCAGGCAUGUUUCUGCCCUUUCAGAGGGAACACCUAUACCCCAGACCUAAAAAUAUCGUAAGGCAUUUAAAAAUGCCAAAGGAAUAA